AUGGUCAAAAAUACAACUCUUGGAGUAAAUUCCGCUAAACAAAUUGUUGGUGAAGCUACACAAAAUUUAAAUGAUGCUGUAUUAGCUCAACUACCGAAAUCAAACACAUUAAAACGAAAGUUAAGGCGAGUAAAAGAACGUGCUACAUGGCAACCACCUUGUCCAAUCAGUAUAAUAGAUUUAAUAAUACCGAACCAGUAUAAAUGUCUAUCUGAUGGAUCUCAAUAUUUCUACUCCAUGAUUCUGGUGUACAUGAUGACGAACGAUUUAUAA
Messenger RNA from Macrosiphum euphorbiae (potato aphid), 273 nucleotides. Lineage: Eukaryota; Metazoa; Arthropoda; Insecta; Hemiptera; Aphididae. The record is from the annotation of a GenBank genome assembly.